GAUCGAAUAAAAUGCCUACUUUGUCCUCAGAAUACCUAGACGAGCAUCCCUGUUUGUGCACCAGCCGAUUCAGACAUGUUCUCCAUCAACUGGAUCACAAUCAGCACAAGAAGCUGGCCGAUUUAUGUGGACAACUCAGACUACUCACCUCCGUCUCAUCUGAGCAUCUGUACUCAACCACUCAAUACUACAACACCAUCAUUCAAAGGAUCUUUGACUACGAGUCCCUGAAGGUGGCCUCAUAUGUGGUGGAACGGUCCAUCGAAUACGGAAACGAUCAGGCCCUCUCGGCGAAAUUGGAGGCCAUCUUGGCCCGAUUGGUCUCGGACUAUCGAGCCAUUUUUGCCAUCGAGGAGAAAUGGGUGAUCGAUAAACAUCAGAAGACCGAGGACACGACCAAUGCAGCGGCCGGGAAGGCCACCGAAGUCCACCGAAAACGUCACGAGGGCGAGGACGAGUGUCCCGAGGAAAUCAAGCUUAU
This is a messenger RNA of Tigriopus californicus, 481 nucleotides long. RefSeq lists its product as uncharacterized. Lineage: Eukaryota; Metazoa; Arthropoda; Copepoda; Harpacticoida; Harpacticidae. The record is from RefSeq and is a predicted model, not a curated record.